Messenger RNA from Achroia grisella, 504 nucleotides. RefSeq lists its product as uncharacterized. Bases 1 to 504 code for a protein of 167 amino acids. Lineage: Eukaryota; Metazoa; Arthropoda; Insecta; Lepidoptera; Pyralidae. The record is from RefSeq and is a predicted model, not a curated record. The transcript is spliced from 5 exons.
AUGGCGCGCGGUGCAUACCUAACGAAAACUGCUGAAGAGCAGAACUUACACGCGCCUAAAGACGAACUAGUGCACAAUAAAAAUAAUAUAAUAAAAAAAGAUUUCCAAGAAAUGCUUCUACCAUUAGACAUUUUAUCAAACAUAUUUUUCCAACAGAAAUACCACAUUCGUCAAAAUCGUAUAACUCCAAAUGGAAAAAUUUCAAAUGUCAUUGUGUACAGUGCUUGGGUGAUAUUUAUGCAUGCUCUUUUAUAUGUCUACAAAAUUAUAUAUCUAAGCAAAGCACUAAACAACUACAGCGAUCACAAACAACAAUACAUAUUAAUAGUGUCGGAUAUUGUUAUUGCAACUUGGAUGCUGAAGAAUUUCAUACUCCUCAGCGUACUUUGUUAUGAACAUGAAAAGUUUUACAGAAACGUUAAUGAUGCUCAACUAAUUUGUUUGCUACUGUUGAAGAAACAGAUCUGUUCAGAUAAUUACUGUGAAGUUAGACAGCCACAUUGA